Scleropages formosus (Asian bonytongue) is the source of this 2384-nucleotide messenger RNA. It is a transcript of the gene erlec1, whose product is annotated as endoplasmic reticulum lectin 1. The transcript has 14 exons. Bases 115 to 1557 code for a protein of 480 amino acids. Gene Ontology annotation, biological process: endoplasmic reticulum unfolded protein response; retrograde protein transport, ER to cytosol; ERAD pathway. The record is from RefSeq and is a predicted model, not a curated record. NCBI's taxonomy places the organism in Eukaryota, Metazoa, Chordata, Actinopteri, Osteoglossiformes, Osteoglossidae. Gene Ontology annotation, cellular component: endoplasmic reticulum lumen.
UCUUCCGGUUGACACAAUGGCUAAUGAACGGUAGACAGCUGGUCCGCGAGUCGCAACGCCUCCGAAAGCAGGCUGGCUUCCUCCUGAUCGCUGGCCUUGGCGGAGACGAGGGCGAUGUUGGCGGACGUGGCGCUGCUCGUGUUCUGGGCGCUUGCGGAGCUGUGCGGCGGCGGCACGACGGUCAAAGCGGGAUCAUCGUCGCCCUUCAGCGAUGAGAUCCCGUUCAAAAUCAAGUGGCCGGGAGCCCAUUUCUCACUGCCAGCAUCGGGGGCGCUUUACAAAGAGGAUGACUUUGUCAUCAUGACCACCACGGACAAGGAGCAGUACAAGUGUCUGCUGCCUUCCUUCUCCGACGGAGACGAGAGUGAAGAGAAGGAGUAUGGUGGGCCGAGCCCACGUGCUCUGCUGGAGCCGCUUUUCAAACAGAGCAGCUGCUCCUACAGGAUCGAGUCUUACUGGACAUACGAGGUAUGUCACGGGAAGCAUGUGAGACAGUACCAUGAAGAGAAAGAGACGGGUCAGAAGAUAAACAUCCAGGAGUACUACCUUGGAAGUUUUGUCACAAAGACUGAAUCAGAAGCUGAAAUGGAAAGUGACUCUGAGAGCACAGAAAAUGAGCAGGUGCCUACCAAAAAUGUGGAGGGCCAGCUGACACCAUACUACCCAGUGGAGAUGGGCAAUGGGACACCCUGCGUUCUCAAGCAUAACAAGCCGCGUUCCACCUCUGUCCUGUACGUGUGCCACCCCGAGGCCAAGCACGAGAUCCUGUCCAUCGCUGAGGUGACCACGUGCGAGUACGAGGUGGUGGUGCUGACACCGCUGCUCUGCAGCCAUCCCAAAUACAGGUUCAAGACUUCCCCAGUGAACAACAUCUUCUGCCAGGCUCUGGGUGGCUCGCCGUUUCAGCCGCAGCGCCUCACCCAGUUGGAGAAAGAGCAGGAGGAGCUGGUGAAACCACCUUUCAGUGCACCGCCGGAGCGGGAGGAGGAAAUGUCUCCCAUAAGAGAGGAGGUGCUGUCCACCACUCACAAACCCUUGACAGUAGGUGGCCAAUCCCAGAUUGCUGUGGGAACGACCCAUAUCUCCCGCCUGACGGAUGAGCAGCUGAUCAAGGAGUUCCUCAGCGGCUCAUACUGCCUGCACGGGGGAGUGGGCUGGUGGAAGUACGAGUUCUGUUACGGGAAGCAUGUCCAUCAGUACCACGAGGACAAAGAGCAUGGGAAGAACAUCGUGGUUGUUGGCACCUGGAACUCCGAAGCCCAUCUAGAGUGGGCGCAGAAGAAUGUGGCUCGGUCCUUUGCGCUUAAGGAUGAUGGAGUGCAGAAAGUCAAGUUGGUGUCCCAUUUCUACGGCCAGGGGGAUGUAUGCGACCUGACCGGCAAACCGAGACAGGUCAUCGUCAAGCUCAAGUGCAAAGAGUCUGAUUCUCCGCAUGCUGUCACUGUUUAUAUGCUGGAGCCACAGACCUGCCAGUACAUCCUGGGGGUGGAGUCCCCAGUCAUCUGCAAGGUUCUGGACACUGCUGAUGAUAAUGGCCUGCUAUCUGUUCCCAGCUAAGCAGAAGGAGGAAAAGGAGGGUAUGGCGAUCAAGAGGGGAAAAGGAGUCUGGCUGCGCUCAAACGAGCGGGCGUCUCUCCUCUCGUGCACUUCUAUGGGGAGAAGAAUGGAGUCAGUGGGCUCUUCCAUGUCCACCCUGCUUGCCACACAAUCCAGGUCUCCCCACUCAGUGUCUUAAGGCCUCUCUUUGACACCACCACUACUUUGUGUACUGAAUUCAACUGUUGGACAAAAAGAGCGCAGGAAAAAUACUUCUUAGUCCCACCUUGAGAGGUGAACACUGAAGGCAAAGUGCUGCUUUUGCCUGAACUGCUAAGGAAAAAACAAAUUAGUCCUGUCAUUUUACAAAGCCAAAUAUGGAUGAUUCCUUGGAUUCUGUGACCACUCUGGACUGAUGUCAUUCAGACAGAAAACUCACUAAGCAACGGAAGCUUAGUGUCAAUGAAACCAUCAAUAAUUGUUUGCCAUUUUGUAUUUUUUUUAAACAUUUCUGUAUUUAUUUUAAUAAGCUGGACUGCUUAGGUGCGUGUUUGGGCUUUGGCAUUUUUCCCCCCUAGCUUCAGAAGAGAAUAAUUCGGAGCAGUUAAUUGCUAAAUUAACAGAGUAAAUAACUAUACCUUUGUUUGAUGCUGUAGAACUGUGUGAAAUUGACAUAUCCAUGAAUUUAAGAUGGAAGUGAAAUAUGAGGAGGGGAGAUAACUGGUGGCAGUUUAGUUGUAUUUGUUUUUACUGAUGAGGCUGAACAAACUUGGUUUGUUUGCUGGUAAUCUGUGACCCACAGAUGUUCUGUGGUAUUUCUGCUGCACUAAUAAAAUUUGUACAAAUGU